AUGUCGGUCGCUCAUACGCCGUCGCAGAUGCGUCAACAACGCUACCCGCUCGACACUCCCACCCCGGCGUCCUCCUCGGGUCAUCACUCGACCCUCAUCACCUCGCUCAAGCCAUCCAGGUCCCGCUCCAACCUCUCGUCCGAGAUCAAGCGUGCCAUAUCCCAGCAUGCCCAGCCACCCGUGAACCGCACCGCUUUCGGAAACCUCAACGGUCGAUUCGCCGCUGCGCCGCCCCCUUCGUCCAGUCCCGCCUACGCCUCGGUCCCUCGUGUGAUCGAGGAAGAGGGCGGCAUCCUCACCGACAACACCGAGCGCGAACGUCUCGACCUCGAGAACGAAAUCAGGCUCGGUAUGGGCGAGCUCAACCGUCAGGCUGGUGGUCUCCGAUCUGGUGCAUCCUCAUCGGGCGAUUCGAUCGGCUAUGGUGAUCUCUCGGAUGAUCACGAGCAAGCCCAUGGCGGUCUCCGACAGCAAACGUCGACUUUGCCUCGUCAACGUCACCACCAACAGCACCAGGGGCUGCGAGCGAGGAUUGAGGACGAAUCGUCCGGCGCAGAAGACAACGGCGAGUCGUCCGAUCCUACCAUCGGCGACGAUUUCUCGCUCAGGAUCGGACUGGCCGGGAAUCGAGCCAGCUCAGCAGCGGCUCAUUCUGCGAUGCCAACCGGGUCUGCCAUCCGUGCAGCGGCCCGCGCACUCGAUCAGGAUGAUCUCACCUUCACGGGCAUGCAGAGAUCACCUGCUGCUUCACCUCCUUACGCUCGAGCGGCUGCCUCGGCACGCCCUCCUCCGACCGAUGAGAACCGACCCCCUGUCACCGCUGCUGGGCCCUCUGCCUCCUUCAUGCCCGCUGCGUCCAAGACUUUCCCGUUGCGGUCGCCUUCCAAUAUCAAAAACGCCGCAUCUCGAGCCAGUGCGAUCCAUUCCUUCUCGCCCAAGAUGGGUCCGACCUACGGCAAUCGCUCGAGAGUUCCUUCUUCGACGCCUCACUUUAGCGAGCCAUCGCAUCGCUUGCCUGAUGUGACGGGUCUGACUGAUGGUCUGACGAGCCCGGCUAGGUCGAGGAAUCAGCAUAUGGCUGCUCCUGUGCCGAGAAGGCCAAACUCUGCUCAAGCUGUCGGAAGUGAAGGUAAGAGAACGUCAGCUUGGCUGGCCUUGCAGUUCACGAGUGUUCAGCGACUGAUCUUGCCGUCGAAACUGGAACCCUGGACCCAACAGCCACCGCCGUCGCGAACGCCAUCGACGAUUUGCGUUCUCGAUUGCAAGACGCCGAAGCGGCGAACGCUCAACUCAUGCGAGCCUUGGCGGAGAAAGACCAACCCCCCGCCGUCGAAGUCCGACGCGCCUCGCCCGCUUUCGUCCAAGCACCAGCGCAAAGUUCGCCCGGAUUGACUCGCCGAGAAGUCGAGGACAUGUUCCUGCGCCGUGAUCAGGAAUCGACCCUUCGAGCCCGUUUGACCCAACUCGAACGCCAAGUCACUUCUCAUGAGAUCGCGAUCGCUCAACUUCGUGCUCUUCCCCGUGUCAAUGAGCAUGAUCGACAACGCGUGAGCGAGUUGAACGAAAGGCUCAAGACGAUGUUGACCGAGACGAACGUGGUCAAAAAUGCCGUAGAAGAGUUGUUGCACGACAAGCUGGUCAAGGAACAGUGGGAACGGGAGGAGAUGAGUCGGAAGAGAGAGAUGGAAGGACAUCAUAUGAGGACUGGAGGAUCUACGCCACCGCCGGGUCAGAUGGCGGCUACAGCCAAUGUCGACCCGGAUCGUACCCCUCGUGCUCAGAGGACGACGCAUCGUUGGGCCGCUGAACCGACAACGAUCCCACCACCGCAACCCAUCAUCCGACCCGCGACGGCGCCCCCACGUCAACCCGUUCAUGCAUGUGCCGCACCCGCUCCUGCUCCUGCCCCGGCCCCCAACGCGGCUCCUGUGCACGCGCGCGCGGCUCCCCAACCCACGCACAACGACGCAGCAUAUGACGAGUCCUACGUUUCUACAGCGGAUUCCUCAAUCGCCGCCAACGAUUCCGCUUCCACCGCUGCUUCCUCCCCGAUGCUCGAACCCGACUUCCGCCGCGCCGAAGCCUUAUUCGAAUCCAUGUCGAUGCAAGACCCGUCCAAGAGGAGGAAGAACAUUUGCAAGCUCUGUGGGAACGGGUUGAAGAAGAAAAAGGCACAGGGUCCGAGGAGGCCAGGGAAUUUGGGCGUUGGUGGGAAUGCGAACGAGAAGGAAUUGGGAGGUACGGGUCCAAACAUGCAAACUGCUGUUCCUGCAGCAGUGCCGGCGGUCGACCAUAAGCUGGAAUUGAGGUCUACGUUGGAAAAAAUGGAACAGGCGUUCGCGGUGCAAAAACAGUAAGUUUCUCUAAAAACUCGUUACAUCGAUUCAGACAUCUUACCCUACCAGUUCCUUCGGGUCUUCAGAUUGUACAUCGAGUUAUCGGAGCAAUAUCGAGCCAUGGAUUCACGCGUCUCGGACGGGCGCCGAAGGAUGUUGGCGACCCACCUCAAGGACAGCAUCGACGUGCUCGAGACCAUGGCCGAGGAAAUUCAGAAAUUCGAUGCUUGCUUUCAGUGAGUGAUCUCUCCCUUCCCAGGAGUCGAAUACUGUUCGGUGGGUUCUGAUCGUCGUGGCGACGUUCUUCUUCCGCAGUCGAUUCACCACGAGCCAAGGGCACGGCAGGAUGAGGGAAGGUGUCAUCUAA
This is a messenger RNA of Microbotryum saponariae, 2703 nucleotides long. Lineage: Eukaryota; Fungi; Basidiomycota; Microbotryomycetes; Microbotryales; Microbotryaceae. The record is from the annotation of a GenBank genome assembly.